This is a messenger RNA of Zingiber officinale, 1529 nucleotides long. RefSeq names its product short integuments 2, mitochondrial-like. NCBI's taxonomy places the organism in Eukaryota, Viridiplantae, Streptophyta, Magnoliopsida, Zingiberales, Zingiberaceae. The transcript is spliced from 8 exons. The record is from RefSeq and is a predicted model, not a curated record. Bases 150 to 1289 code for a protein of 379 amino acids. Gene Ontology annotation, molecular function: GTPase activity; GTP binding. Gene Ontology annotation, cellular component: mitochondrion.
CCCUAAACCUUAGUCAAUCAGAAUAGUGGGCUUUGCCAUAAGUUGGGCCAGAGCGGGUGCUUACCGCGGUGUCGGAGCGCCACCUGCCGAGGAGGCUACGAAGGUGCUCGGAGAGCGGUGGGAAGGAAGGAGAGAGGGGUUACGAGACGAUGGGUGGGUGGUCACAAAUGACGAAGCGGAUCGCGGAGAUGGGGUUCAACGCCGGCGGCGGGGUCAUCAACUGGUUCCCCGGGCAUAUGGCGGCCGCCACUCGAGCCAUCCGCGAACGCCUCCGGCUCGCCGACCUCGUUAUCGAAGUCCGCGAUGCCCGAGUUCCACUAUCAUCAGCUAAUGAGGAUCUUCAACAAGCCCUUUCAUCUAAAAGACGCAUUAUUGCCUUAAAUAAAAAGGAUCUAGCUAAUCCUAAUAUAAUUCAUAGAUGGGUACAACAUUUUGAGUCGGGCAAACAAGAUUGCCUUUCAAUAAAUGCUCACAGCAAAAGUUCUGUUAGUCAGCUUCUGACGCUUGUGGAGCUGAAACUCAAGGAAGUUAUUUGUAAAGAACCUACACUUCUGGUCUUAGUUGUUGGUGUUCCAAAUGUUGGCAAAUCAGCUCUUAUCAAUUCUAUUCAUCGGAUUGCAACUUCUCGUUUUCCAGUGCAGGAGAAGGUGAAGCAUGCAACGGUCGGACCAUUACCAGGAGUGACUAAGGACAUUGCAGGAUACAAGAUUGCAAACAGGCCUAGCAUAUAUGUGCUGGAUACACCAGGUGUUCUGGUGCCUAGCAUUCCAGAUAUAGAGACAGGUUUGAGACUUGCUUUAACAGGGGCAAUCAAAGACUCAGUAGUUGGUGAAGAACGAAUUGCUCAGUAUUUAUUGGCAGUUUUAAACAGUAGAAGAACACCUUUACAUUGGGAUCGCUUGGCUAAUGAACGAAUUCGAUCGGCACCUGAGUUGGAUAAAACCAAUGCGGAUGUUUUUCCUGAUUCAACUGCAAGGAAGAGACGGCAAUUGGAUACUUCUGAUGUGCUGUACAUCAAGGAUCUUGCAAAAGAGGUCCAGCGUACCUUAUAUCUCACAUUCAAAGAAUUUGAGGGAAACUUGGAGGAAGAGGGUGAACUGGAAAGUCUGAUUGACGCUCAGUUAACUGCACUUCGAAAAUCAUGCAGAAUAUCUCCUCAGAAGUCAUACGAUGAAGCUCAGGCUACAGUCUCAAAGAAGCUACUAAUCUUAUUUAGGACCGGGAAACUUGGUCCUUUCAUUCUUGACAAUCUUCCAGAUACUUCAUUGUCCAUUAAUCUUAGGAAAUAGGGAAUUCAGUCCGAAGUGAGCUCACAAGAAAACUAAUGGAGAUCCUUAUAUCCUCAUCAAUCUCAUUUCAACUUAUGAUGCCUUGGACGACAUUUAUUUACCUCUUAGUGUGCUACCAUCUCAUAGUUGUGAUGCUACUUUGUAUCUUUUUUGUCGUUAGAUGGACAGUUUCGAUAUGCGGAGGAUUUGUAAGCUCUGCAACAUGUACAAUCGGAAAUAGGAAGAUGUGUUAGUUCAUCA